AUGAGUUCUUCUGUGCAAAUGAUUGCCCGAUCAUGGUCGCUCCAGCCCUUGGCUCGGUUUUCGGAGUCCGUUUUCUCUCAUACACCAGAGGGAGCACACAAUUUCUUCCGUUCCAGACUGGUUCAAACAGGUCUGGCAGCUCUGCUGGUUCUACGCUUGUUGAAAAGCAUCAGUAAUCAACUAUCCUGGUAUUCUAUGAACAACUACACGAGACUGGCUCCUUGGGACCCGGAUAGAGAGCUGGUACUCAUCACCGGUGGAAGCAGUGGGAUUGGGGAACAGAUCAUGAAGGACCUAGCUAAACAAAAGGUCACGGUGAUCAUACUCGAUAUACAAGAACCGAGAUCCAGGCUGCCACCGGGAGUCUUUUUCUACAAGGCCGAUGUCACAUCGAGGGAAAGCGUCAAGGCUGUCGCAGAAGUGAUCCGCAAAGACCACCGAGACCCGACCAUUCUCAUCAACAACGCUGGUGUUGGAUAUGGAAGAACAAUCAUUGAGGAGCCCGAGGAGAUGAUUCGUCUCACAUUUGAGGUCAACAUCCUGGCUCAUUUCUGGACUGUCAAGGAAUUCUUGCCCAGCAUGGUCAGACAUAAUCAUGGCCACAUCAUCACUAUUGCAAGUCUCGCAUCCUUUGCCGCACUUGGAGAAGCAGUCGACUAUGCAUGUACCAAAGCUGGAGCACUGGCUUUCCAUGAAGGACUCACCCAAGAAAUUCGACACUGGUAUAAGGCCAAGAAUAUCCGAACAAGCAUCAUCCAUCCACUCUGGGUCCGCACUCAGAUGAUUGACGACCUUGUUAAAGCUGGCAAGCAUUUCAGGCAAAGAAUUCUUAGCCCGGAUGACGUUUCCAGAGCGGUACUGAAACAGAUCAUCACACAGAGCAGCGGUCAGAUUAUCAUACCGUCAUCACACCAGCCUGCCACGAUGCUUCGAGCUUUUCCUCAAUGGCUACAAGAAUAUCUCCGGAAUAAGAACUCCCAGGACUUGAUUAGAGUCCGAGCUUUGCGGCGCUCAUCUAAUGGAGACAUCUAA
Molecule: messenger RNA, 1032 nt
Organism: Rhinocladiella mackenziei CBS 650.93
Lineage: Eukaryota; Fungi; Ascomycota; Eurotiomycetes; Chaetothyriales; Herpotrichiellaceae
Exons: 3
Coding region: 1-1032 (343 amino acids)
Molecular function (GO): oxidoreductase activity, acting on the CH-OH group of donors, NAD or NADP as acceptor
Source: RefSeq, a predicted model, not a curated record